This is a messenger RNA of Brugia malayi, 459 nucleotides long. RefSeq lists its product as uncharacterized. The transcript has 4 exons. The record is from RefSeq and is a predicted model, not a curated record. NCBI's taxonomy places the organism in Eukaryota, Metazoa, Nematoda, Chromadorea, Rhabditida, Onchocercidae. Bases 1 to 459 code for a protein of 152 amino acids.
AUGUCGGAAAACAGGAGCACACCUUGCGCAAACGAUUGCCAUUCCGCUACUGAUGCCCAUGUCUUUAUGAACAUUACUUAUGCAAAAGCCUCCAAUAGCGAUUAUGAACUUUCAACGAUGCCGACAAUGCAAGAGUGCGACGGAAUAUGUGGUGACAUUUACUUAGUUGAUCAAUUAACUAAAUUUCCUUGUCUACAUGUCUUGUGUGGAAUGUGCCUUAAUGAAUGUUCACUUGUAGAAUGUGACGGUAAAUUCUUGUGUCCAAUGAGAGAGUGUAAGUAUCUGAGCUCCUCUGGAUUAUGCCUGCAUCAAUCUACUGUAACACUUCCGGAUACGAAUAACGAUGAAAAAGGAAACAAUUCUGCUGAGUCAUUUUCUGAUUCUAAUGCUUCCUCUACAGCACCAGUAGCCAAAUCAAUACCUCAAAAUUCUCGGAAUCACAAUCAGAUGAAGAGAUGA